Messenger RNA from Xiphias gladius (swordfish), 2114 nucleotides. Its product is annotated as transmembrane protein 150A-like. Bases 243 to 1064 code for a protein of 273 amino acids. Lineage: Eukaryota; Metazoa; Chordata; Actinopteri; Istiophoriformes; Xiphiidae. The record is from RefSeq and is a predicted model, not a curated record. The transcript has 8 exons.
CUCCCCGCGUCGGAUCACAACAACCGGGCUGCAGCCGCAGGGAGAGCCGGAGCGCGGGAUGAACGAAACCACUUCCCCGGGCGACCAGUCCGCGUCGCGGGCGCCAUGAAAUCCGCCGCGGCGGCUCGGAACUCGCCGCGACUGCCCGCAACUUUCCCACGACUUGGUCUCCAGCUGAGAUGAGAUGAGAUGAGACGCCGAGACUGAAGCUUCUCUCACUGAGGAAACGAGAGGUGGUCACCAUGUCCCUUUGGAUGAUCCUCCCUGUCAGCCUGCCCGUCUUCACCAUCACUGGAAUAUGGGUUGUAUAUGCGAUGGCCCUGUACAACCAGCACGUCUGCCCUGUGCACAACUGGCUUUAUAACGAGUCAUGCGAGGAGCAGCUUCCGUUACAGAGGGGUCCUGUACUGUGCUGCACCCUGGACAACAUACCACUCAUCAGUAAAUGUGGAACUCUGCCACCUGAAAGUUGCUUCUUCAGCCUCAUAUGCAGCACUGGAUCCUUUAUGGUGAUGCUUAUUGGCCUGCUGCGUUACGCCCACGUGAUAGAGAAACACCAGAACUGCGUCCUCAACAUGGCCGCCCUCUCCACCGGAUGGAUCUGUGCUGCUGGGCUCAUCAUGGUGGGAAACUUCCAGGUGGAUUUCGCCAAAGUCCUCCACUACGUCGGAGCUGGCGUAGCCUUCCCGUGCAGCAUGCUGUUCGUGUGUCUGCAGUCGGCUCUGACCUACAGACUGGCCAAGACCCAGGAGGAGUACCGGAUGGGGCACUUGCGCGUGGGGAUGGCCCUGCUGGCGCUGAUCGCCCUGGUGCUCAGUGGAGUUUUCUUCUGCCAGGAGAGCUUCGCCCUGCAGCACGCCUCCGCCAUCUUUGAGUGGAUCUACUGCAUGCUCAUCAUGCUCUUCUACGGGACUUUUGCCUUUGAGUUUGGGGGCAUGUCGGGGGACACCCUGAUGGUCCUGUCCAGAGGAGGGGGAGUACAAGGCUUCUCCACCUCCGAACACAAGACGGAGGUGGGCGCAGGGUCCAACCACCACCAGCCAGAGAGUUUAUCGAUCCUGUAACUGAGCCGCUGCUGGAUUCCGUGCCCCUGGAGGUCAAAAGGCAAAAUACGAACCGAUCAGGAAGAAGAGUCCGGAGACUGGAAGCUGCAUCCUGCAUUUCACCACGCUCACUAUUGCACAUAGCCACGGCGCCAAAGCUGAUCUCCUCAGCAGUGACCAAAGACUGACAGACUUUUCCUGCUUUGUAAAAUUGCAGGCUACACUGUAAAACAUUGCACAAUAUUGUAAGUGCCUUUCUGAACACAAGGGCCAGUAAAGAGGUAUACUGUACACGAACACACACACACGCUCACACACAGUCCUAGAUGUUUGUUUUAAUUCUCUCAACGUAACAAUCGGUCUUCGAAUUCUUGGCAGAAGUCGCCUUUCAUCAGAUGGAACGUCCUCAAAGUGCCUCAGCGUCGCUCCUCGCCGGGCAGAGCGCGGCGGCGUCAGCGCUGGUCUUUGUUUCGAUGUUUAGACGUUCGGACAUCGAGCUCCGUAUUGUUCCUACUCAGGAAGUUUUGUUACAUCACCUGCUUUCGCUCUUUACCUCAAACGUGAGGUGAAGUUUUCCAAAAACUUUUCGACAAUAGAUGGACGGUUAACGUGUGCCAAGAAUAAUAUGUUUCGUUUUAAGUGGUCUAAUUGUUGUUAAAAGCAUUGGUGUUAUUGCCCACAAUAAUGGCAGGAACAUCUGUCCUCAUGUAGAAAAAUGUUUCAUGUUUUUCUAAGUUUGUCUUGUAAUUCGAGUCGUGAUACCCACAGAAGCGUUUUGUGCAACUCUUCAGGGCGACAUCACCCGAGUAGCUGUCCCGCGUUGCCCCCGUGAGCUCUGCUCUGUAUUUUGUUGUAUGUCCUUUCAGCUUCAACCGUGUCUUCUUACAGCUUUUAAUGGGACCAAACUAUAGCGGGGGGAAAGUGACAUGCCGUGUUUGAUUAUAUACAGAAAAUGAAUCUCCACAGUUAUAUUCAGCAAGCAAAGAAUUAAAGCAAAUAGGAAAGAAAAGAGGAUGGACUUAGUUUGUGGUUUUCAUUCAUGCUGUACACGCAGCCAUGAGAGAAACCGAA